Phaeodactylum tricornutum CCAP 1055/1 is the source of this 958-nucleotide messenger RNA. RefSeq lists its product with no specific name. The transcript has a single exon. Gene Ontology annotation, cellular component: cytosolic small ribosomal subunit; ribosome. Gene Ontology annotation, molecular function: structural constituent of ribosome; RNA binding. The record is from RefSeq and is a predicted model, not a curated record. The coding region runs from base 44 to 838 and encodes 264 amino acids. Gene Ontology annotation, biological process: translation. Lineage: Eukaryota; Bacillariophyta; Bacillariophyceae; Surirellales; Neidiaceae.
CAACACACAACUUGUAUCCAUUCCAGCACCCCUUGUCCCCAAAAUGUCGGAAGGAGAAGCAGGUCGUGGGCGUGGUGGUUUCGGUCGGGACGGCGGUCGAGGCCGCGGAGGCGGUCGUGGGCGAGGACGUGGUCGUGGCGGCGGACGCGGCCGCGGGGAUCGCGAAGAGAACGUGUGGGUGCCCGUCACCAAACUCGGACGUCUCGUCAAGGAAGGCAAGAUCGGGAGUAUGGAAGAAAUCUUCCUCUUUAGUCUCCCCGUCAAGGAAGCCGAGAUUAUCGACUUUUUCCUCAAGGACAAGCUCCAGGACGAAGUCAUGAAGAUCAUGCCCGUGCAGAAGCAGUCGUCCGCCGGGCAGCGUACGCGAUUCAAGGCGUUCGUGGCCGUCGGCGACGGCGCCGGACACAUUGGACUCGGAGUCAAGUGUUCUUCGGAAGUGGCCAACGCCAUUCGCGGAGCCAUUACUGCCGCCAAGCUAAACGUGGCACCCGUCCGCCGCGGCUUCUGGGGACGGAUGAGUGGACUCCCCCACACCAUCCCCUGCAAGGUCACCGGCAAGUGCGGAUCGGUACGAGUCCGACUCAUCCCCGCUCCCCGCGGAACCGGACUCGUCAGUUCUCCCGCCGGUAAGAAACUACUGCACAUGGCCGGAGUCACCGAUUGUUACACCAGUGCCUGUGGACACACCCGGACCAUGGGAAACUUUAUCAAGGCGCUCUUUUACGCGCUCCGGAGUACCUACGGAUACUUGAGUCCCGAACUCUGGGCCGAUAUGCCGCUAUUGGCGACGCCCUACCAGGAGCAUACCGACUUUUUGGCCAAGAAACAAAUUAAAUAGAGCAUCGCGUUGCCGGUGGAUCGGAAAGUGUGCAACACACACGGAGCUGCGUAGGUGGCCGACCGAUCGAUAGACCGUGUAGAACUCGUACGUUCUCGAAUAACGAAUCGGUUGCUUUGU